ACGAAGAGGAAGAAAAGAGUAAUAAUAAAGACCCUGAUGUUGGUAUGGAGUUUCAUAGUAAAGAGGCAGUUUAUGAUUUCUAUAAGGCUUAUGGUAGAAGAGUGGGCUUUCCUGUUAGACAAUGAACUUCAUAAAGACAAAACAGGCAACAUCACUGCGAUUGUCUUAGAGUGUGCUCGUGCUGGAAGUAGGGCCAGCCGGUCACAAAAUGUUUUGAAGCCUCAACCUUCAAUGCAAGUCGGUUGCCUUGCAAGAAUAAGAGCACGUACAAAUUACGCCGGAGGAUGGGUGAUUUCAAAGUCUUGUUUAGAUCAUAAUCAUGAUAUGAGUCCUACCAAGGCAAGACUAUUUCGGUGUAAUAGAAAGUUGACACCGCACAUGAUGAGAAACCUUGACAUUAAUGAUGUUGUGGGAAUACCAGUUCAGAAGAGUUUCAACUCCGCCGUUGUGGAAGCCGGUUGAUAUGAAGAACUUCCAUUUAUUGAAAAGGAUUGUAGGAACUACAUAGAUAAGGUGUGCCAACUGAGACUAGGAAAUGGUGAUGCAAUGGCCAUUCAAGACUUCUUUUGUAGGAUGCAAGCUCAAGGCCCCAAGUUUUUUUCAUGAUUGAUUUGGAUGAGGAGUCAAGGUUACGAAAUGUGUUUUGGGUGGACAAUCGAUGUCGAUAUGCCUACAAAGACUUUGGUGAUGUCAUAACUUUUAACAACAUAUCUUACAAAUCGAUACGAUAUGCCAUUUGCCCCAUUCGUUGGAGUUAAUCACCAUGAUCAAUCAAUCUUGCUUGAUUGUGGCCUAAUCUCGAGUAAAGAUACACAAACAUUUGUGUGGCUUUUUAGAGCUUGGCUUGAAUGUAUGAAAGGUUGAGCCCCAAACGGAAUUAUUACUGACCAAGAUCGCGCCAUGCAAAACGCCAUUCAAAUUGUUUUCCCAAAUACGCAGCAUUGAUGGUGUCUAUGACACAUCAUGAAGAAGCUACCGGAAAAUCUUGGAGGAUUUACCGAUAAAGAUGAAAUUAUGUCCGAAAUACAUGACGUAGUAUAUGACUCACAGUUCCCUGCUUAGUUUAAAUUUGGUUGGAAAGCAAUUCUGGAAAGGUAUUCACUUCAAAGUGAUGAUUGGCUUGGGGUGAUGUACAAUGAACGUCAAGGGUGGGUACCUUGUUACCUUAAACCUACAUUCUGGGUGGGUAUCUCCAGCACACAAAGAAGUGAGAGCAUGAACGCAUUCUUUGAUGGUUUUGUGCACUCCAAAACAAGUCUCAAACAAUUCGUGGCAAUACGGUCGGACUUUGAGAUGUAAGGCAAAAAAAGAGUUUCAUGCAGACACAAAAUCAUUUACAAAAAUGAUUCCGUGUGUUAGUAUAUUUGAAAUGGAGAAACAAGUACAAGGACUAUACACACUAGCGAAGUUUAAGGAAUUUCAAGAAGUAAUCGACAAGCUUUAUUGUGACCUACUUGAAUGUGAAGAUGGAAAAACAUUUCAUGUGAAAGAAGUGAAACGAAUUAAUGGGUUUGCCAAGACUACUAACUACAUAGUCGAAUAUGACAAGACCUUGAAUGAAGGCCAAUGUAGUUGUCAUUUAUUUGAAUUUAGAGACAUCGUUUGUAAACAUAUGAUUACAGUCCUAAUGCGCAAUGGAGUGGACAUCUUGCCC
Molecule: messenger RNA, 1654 nt
Organism: Cuscuta europaea
Lineage: Eukaryota; Viridiplantae; Streptophyta; Magnoliopsida; Solanales; Convolvulaceae
Source: the annotation of a GenBank genome assembly